GGUCAUGCCAGUGCAAUGAAGAACCAUUCUCGGAAGGAAUGCCAAAACUUAUGGCUGCCCAUGGUCUAAAAGGACAUUCUAUACGAAAACAUCAAACAUCAGUAGUUACUUUGUAGUUUAGGAGAUUCGAAUUUGCUGAAAAUUUGGAUCUAAAUAUCGGAAAUACACGAGAAAGUACGACUGCCAAAGGGAUUUCCCAAUCCACUCCAUUUUGACGUACGUACGUGUGUACUGAGUCAGUGUGUGUGUGUCUGCUUGUUCACAGGGCUCAUCUUUAUCUGUUUAUGGCCUGAUUCUGCACUAGUUGUUGACAAAUAAAACUGCACCCAUGACAUCAGAAUCAGGCAAACGUAGUCCGUCUCCCUCACCAGUCUCUGAGACUGAGACAUCAGAAACUCAGGAGAAGAAGUUUACCUUCUCAAACUAUACAUGUAGGUCCAAAGGUAUGGACUCCAACAUCACACUUUGGCAGUUUCUGCUUGAACUCCUGCUCAGCAACCAGCACCAGCACAUAAUCCAAUGGACGAACAACGAGGGCGAAUUCAAACUCGUCAACGCAGAGGAGGUAGCGAGACUUUGGGGUCUGCGUAAAAACAAGCAUAAUAUGAACUAUGACAAGCUCAGCCGAGCGCUACGUUAUUACUAUGACAAGAAUAUCAUCAAGAAAGUCAUGGGACAGAAAUUUGUGUAUAAAUUUGUUUCAUUUCCUGAAGUUGUUAAAACAGAGAACAAGGUGCCUUUCAAAGUUAAAAUGGAAUCUAUGGCGACGGAGGGUAUGUAUAAGCUGCCUGGCUUUGUCACCUAUAGACCGUAUGAGACGACAGUUGAUCCACCUUCACGACCCUCAAAUCGACGCCACCAGACGCUGCAGUGGCAUCACACUGUACCGGCUUCAGAUGCUGGGAAGCCCAUGAUAAAGUGUGAGCCACUAGAGGAAGAUGCUCGCCGCAGCCGCAGCCCGAGUCGCAGCCGCAGUCGCUCACCGACACCUCAGCGAGUAUCACCGCUCACAACGUCAAGUUCAGGUAUCAAGUCGGAGGCCUCGUCACCACCCGUAUCAUCAGCAGUGGUGACAACGGCGUCAAGUCGACCCAAACCGAAUCCGUUGAAUCUGUCAGUGUCGUCGUCUAUUCCUCAUCCUGCCAUGCACGGAUACGUUCCGUCGCCUUUAAUGAAAGUGCCGUUUACGACAGUGGGGACGCCGAUAAUCAUCCCGAGCCCCGGGAUCAGUGGACAGAGGACGCCGAUGGUGCCGUUGCAUUUCUGGAGCUCCCUAAGCCCGAUCACGACGCUGAGUCCUAACCCGCGCUUCAGCGCGUCGACUCAUUUCCAGUUUCCCACAUACGUCCAAGGCCAUGUGGCGUUGUCACCAAUGCCCGCUCUACAGCUGCCAUUCCAAGCCUACGAAGAUGUCUCAACGCCUGCAGCUUUCGUGACAUCGCCACCGCCACCUGUUAAAUCGAUAUCUGUACAAUAGAUGGCGUCUUGGUUGUUAGCAUUUGUAUUCUAUGAUAUCCCAGUGGACUUGGUAACGAAUACUCGCUUUAUAUCGUCUUGUUAUAUUUGAAUCUUGGCUACUUGUGGUGCUAUUGGAAUAUGUUGUGGACUUAUGGCCACGCACCGAAAUUAUUCACGACUUCUGGUAAGUUAGCUACAAUUUGAAGGUGGACGCGUAUUGUGGUUGUUUGUGGUUUUCGCCUUUGUUUGUGUUUCUUGAAAUAUCUUGAGUACCGAUUUUAACAUAGUGGGACCAGUUGGGGGCAAUUGAUAAAGUAUGCACGCGUCAAAGAAAUUGGACAUGUCUUCUUUCGAGUUGGAGACUUUCAACACAUUUUUUGCCUCGUCCAGCAACAAUGGGGUAGAGCAUUCCAUCUGAGGAUAGUAGAGGGUGUAGUUGACUGCGUAUAUCACGUGCACACUUCAUGAAUUGUUCCAAACUGUGGUAGUUGUAGAUUAAGUCACUGACAGACAUAACCGAUUCACUUCUUCGUAGAUAUUCAAAGCAGCCAAGAAAUUAUUACGCCUGGUUUUUACAAUUUUUUUAGUUCAUCAUAUAUGCAUAGGCGCCAUUGAAGAGCUGCAUGUAUAUGCCAAAGACUAUUUAUAUUUUCAUAAUAUUUCUAUUUUUUGUUACCGGUAGUUGAAGUUCUUUUAAUCUGUAAAAUUGUAAGUCUCUUUAACGACUGGAGUGCGGGUGUACUGUGACGUAAAGCACUUUCAUUGCUUCUUUUCAAAGCCGCCGUUCUUGAUUACGAAAAUCACAAAAUAGGCUGAAAAAUUUGGCUAAGCGAAUUCCCUGUGGAUUUAUCUGUCUACCUGCCCGGCGGUAGAUCAAGAGGGGCGGGUAGCAGUACAGACCACCACUUCAUGUCAUGACCAACAUUGUCUAAGGCCAAGAGGGUAAAGGUAUGAUAGCAGCGGACCCACAGCUAUAUUUUUUCAGGCUUCAGUGAUUUAUUGAGAUGAUUUAAAGCCUGUCUUUAACUAAAAGACGUAGGACUACAGUCUACCUAAGUACACAUUUACUCUAGUCCUUAUAAAGGGAGGGGGGGGGGGCAGAUUUGUACGAACAAUGCUACCAGAGAAUAUUAAUGAAUUGAUCCAUUUAAAGACUUACUUAUAAGUAGGCCUUGAAAUGUUUGUGCUUGUGUUAUACUCAACAUGUUCAAUAAAUCUUGUAUGUAUUUUACAUACCAAUUAUUUUUGUAAAAAUGUCAAUAGAGGCUGAGUAGGCGUUGUCAUGGUGAUAAGGGAAUAUGCCAAAACUAUUUGAUGCAAUUUCUUCUGUAUUCUUGAGUUAUGCGGUAAUGGUCACAUCCGAUUGCGCAUCAGAUAUCAGAAAUACGGAUGCGUACCGGCACUUUCUCCAUUAGAUGCUGCUUAACGGAGGACGAAGGCAACUAUACUCCAUUUCACGAAAAAAAUGGCAGUCUGAUUUUUGGUGAUUUCACACAGAUAAUGAAAUAUUUGAACAAAAUGUUUUAACCUGUCGGAAACUUCGAGAUCAAAGGUGUCUAGAAAGAUUGCCUUUGCCCUAAUCAGACAAAGCAUGUCCAAGAACAAGCCGUUUCAAGCGAAAUACUAAAAAAAAUCCAAACCUGAGUUCAUCGCUACAAUUUACUUCUUGGGAUUGGAAUUGUAUCUGCAUCAAAUAGUUUGGGCAUAGACUUUUCCUUGACUUUUGAUGUAAGAAUGUGUGAGGAUAUUACAUUGGCUUUAGGGAUUUCUAACAAUUGUAGCUGGCUGCCAUGUUGUGUCCCAAGAUAGUGUGUUGGCGUGAGAUAAAUGAACAAAAUGCAUAUAAUCUUCUAUGAAGGCACGAGUCCAUAUUUGAUGUUUUAUGUGGUCUUUGGUUCAAGAUGAUAGAACGUUCCCAAAACAUCAACAAAUACUAGCCAAAGACACUUUGUGUGCUAUAAUUAUUGUUUUGUUGCAUAUUUUAUCAGUCAGGAAGGGGAUGGAUUUCCAUACCGCCCCAUGAAUGAGACAGUAUUUCUGUAUUAUGGAAGUGCUACAUAUGGAACUCCAUCUCCUUCCAGACUGUUCAUUCAGGCCACUUGUGGGUCCAUUGCUUGUAUAUAUUUUGGUGUAGAUAAUUGUUCAUGCAGUUUCUUUGGUGAAAAUAAGGUUCAGUUGGUAUGGUAUUGUUACUAGUGGAGUUGUAGUCCUUGAUGAUGAAUUAUAUGCCAUAGAUUUUGUACGUAGGGACUAUGCAGCUGUUUUACCUGCAGACGAGAGAUAAUUUGGUCACAAACUGCAGCAAUUAUUAUUGCAGAUUGCAGUGACAAAAAUCACUCGUUUGUGCAACGCCUUAUAGUUGCCAUAGUGCUAGCUGUGAGUUCUUAUGUGAACACUUUUGUAGUUUGUACAGUUUUUCAUCUCUGGUAAAUUUUCACUUUCAUAACAGUACUGUAACCUAAUCCAUCUAAUGCAAGUCUCAACAAUUCUUCACCCUGACCUGUAUAUGACCCUUGUCUUUUAAGGCUUGAGAAAAAAGAGUUGUGUAGUGUAAAUUGGGAAAAAAACAUGUAUCAAGGUAGCCUUGACUCGUGCUUGAUCUAGUUGAAAUGAUGACGAUUUUCGUUUAACCUUUCUUAUUAUAACCUGCAUUAGAAUGUACAGCACCCAUUUCUAAUUAUCCGACUUACAAUUACAUUUACCUUUCACCGACUGUAGAUAUCGUUAACACAACUUUGUACGUGCGUCAUAAUCCAAUUCGACAUUUGACCUUUGUAAUUUUACUCUCUAGAUGUACCACACUCUUUCAAAUCACCAACGUCGACAUCAUGACACAUGAGCUUCUAGUUUUGCGAUGAAAUUGGUUAAGCUGUUUAUGCCCUGAGUGCACACACACGCAAGUAGUCAGUUAAAGAAAGUGUUUCUUGAGAAGAUGUGGGGCUUGCAUUACGUAUAGUAGCGAACCGUGUUCCUGUUCUUUAAUAAUAUUGAGUUAAGAGAGCUGAGCGUCAAGUAGGACAUUAUUAGCUCUAUAAACAAUACUGGGCAAUUGUAAUAUAAGUAGGAGGAAACCUACGAUGUCGAAGGUGUCACCCCCUCUAUCACACGAGUGUAUGGGGAAUCGAACCCAUGACCUCAAGAGGUGACAGGCGUAUUGUUUCCACUACACCUUUCCGACAGGCCAUAGUAAAUGCCAGGCGGUAGGGUCAUGGUGAUUAUCACAAGUGUUGACCCAAACUUGUCUUUAAACACUUCUCGUUUAACAAUCUCACCAUGACUGACUGUGAACUCUUUAUUUUCAUCAGCUCAAUGUUUUCAUGAUUUUUGCUGGCAAGUGAAACAUACGUCACACUUUUGCUUGAAAAUAUUAAAAUUGCGUUGUUUAAUGUUAUUCAGUCUAAUCAAAGAAUUAGAUUUUUUAUAACCCAGCUUCUUCGUCUGACUCAAUUUGCAGAUUUGUGCAUUUCAUCUAUAUAGUUUUAAUGCGUCACUUUUGUUUUAGCUGUCGAUUUUGUUUGACAUGAUAAUAGCACUUUGACUGAUCAUUAUGAUCUAAAGAUAGUAUUAGCAUUUCAUGUCAUAACCCUAACAAGCUGCUUUAAAACUUAGAUGUUGUAGGUGCUGACCCCUGGCCUUCGCUGGUGGAAUUGGAAAUGCUCAAGUGACAGGCCGGGAAUAAGUUAACCAGUUUCUGUUUCUGUUCUGAAAUAUAAUUGAAUAUCCAAGUGAUGAACUCUCUGGUCUGAAAAUCACUGAAUAUCGAAGUGAUGAACUCUCUAGUAUGAAAUCACUGAAUAUUUCAGUAGUGAACUCUCUGGGCGGGCAGUAAGUCACGGAAUAUCCUUACAUUUUGUCUGUGAGAUUGAGACUCGUUGCAUCAUGGCAUGAAUGAGCUUUAGUACAUGUACAAGUGUUAAAUAAGUUACCGUUUCAGGGCCUUUAUGGUAUGAGAAGGCCUAUUCAAAUGACAGAGAUAUUUUAGGCUAAAACAGCUACUAUUGUGUAGUUGUGACAAUGCCAGGACUGAGAUGAUAUUUGUACUCAGGUCGAUAACAUAGAUGGUGCGUGAUGGGGACCGCCCACUAUUGUACCGAGGUUCAACUCGCAUGUUGCCACAGGGCCUGGUGGUGUUAUUACGAUUUUGUUUCGACUCUAAACAUUUGCAUAGAAUAGCGAUCGAAGAAUACUGCACUGUGAUGGUGACAUGCUGUUUUGAGAGUUCGUUUUUGUGACUGAUCGUUGGCCUACAGUCACUUUAAUGUUUUGUUGUGCCUUCCAUAAUGAACAGGAGUUAAGGGAAACACAUCCUCCUUUGUCAUCAAAUGUUGCGUUGCAAGAGUUCAUGUCACAUCCAUGUUUAUUAUGAAAUUGUUAUUGAUAAUACUAUUUGUCUUUGUGAAAUGGUUUCAAAUGUAAAACAAAUACAAUUGUUCAGUACAGGUUCUUGUUAAACUUGUGGGUGCCCUUCCAAAAUUUACAUCUCAAAGCCAGGAAAUUUGCAACUUGGGGACUGGUGAAGUAAUGUGGAUGGUACUGCCAUCUUAGUUAGGUGAUAUGAAUAAAGACUAGUAAAUGCUUUUACUUCAGUUUUGUACAGAAAGGCCUAGUGUAAAUGUACAUGGAGAUUUAGUUAAAGCAUUUGCUAGUCUUUAUUCAUAUGUGCCAUCGUCAUUGAUCUUAAAGUGGGUGAAUUAAUUUUGAAGAUCUUUUGGCUGGAUUAUCAAUCAGUUUAAAGGUGGGAUUCGUCUGGUGGUCCCCGGAGAUAGUCCUUUUUCUUAUUUCAGUAGUCAUGAUUUCAAGUUUCAAAGAUGAGGAUCAUUAUUCAAAGUUUAACUUGAGUACAAAUACUGUAAAGAGGGAAAAUUUCGCAUAUGUUUGAAUAUAACGUUUUUCAUGAUGGCCAUCUAAAGGUAAAUUUUUGAAGUGCCCCCCUUUUGGUGAUCUCUUUACUACAAGUUGCAUUUUUGUAAAGUUAAAUGGACCAAGUACAUAACUUUUAUACGUGUGAUGUAAAUAUGUAGGAGUUUGUAAAGAGAAAGAUGUAUAGAGAAUGACUAUAAGUUAAACAAUAAAUGUUUAUGUAUGGAAAUGA
Molecule: messenger RNA, 6550 nt
Organism: Lineus longissimus
Lineage: Eukaryota; Metazoa; Nemertea; Pilidiophora; Heteronemertea; Lineidae
Product: ETS domain-containing protein Elk-3-like
Exons: 4
Coding region: 329-1477 (382 amino acids)
Biological process (GO): cell differentiation; regulation of transcription by RNA polymerase II
Cellular component (GO): nucleus
Molecular function (GO): DNA-binding transcription factor activity, RNA polymerase II-specific; sequence-specific DNA binding
Source: RefSeq, a predicted model, not a curated record